AUGAAAUUAUCGCUUCUGGAGAAUCAGUGUUGGAGGAGCUCGGGCUCUGGUCGUGGUGGAAUACCAUCGUCAUAUUUUAGAUGGGCACUCGAGAGCAUGCACAUGCACCUGGACAUUCCGUGGUGGCUGACAAUCGUCGCAACGACCAUAACCUUGCGUGCCCUUCUAAUAGGGGUGCCAGUGAUGUCUCAGAAACUAGUCGCCAAACAAUCAAUGUAUCGAAAAGAGAUGAACGAGUUUCGCGAUCGAAUUGACGAAGCGAGGAAGGAGAAUAAUCAGCUACUCCAGCAGCAGAUUCUUCUCGAGCAACGCGACUUUUUGCGGUCCAAAGACAUCCGAUUGGGACGUCAAUUUAUGGUUAUGGCGGCGAACGGUGCCGUUUUUGCCACCCAGUUCUUUGCUAUUAAGAAAAUGGUAGCUGUCAACUAUCCGGGACUUUCGGAAGGCGGUGCCCUUUGGUUCACAGAUCUCACAGCCACAGAUCCCUACUACGCACUUCCAUUCAUUUCUGCGGCCACCAUGGCACUGGUCACUAAGGUUGGAAUCGAAAUGGGCACGACGGCUGACCAGAUGCCGCCUGUGAUGAGAGCAUUCAUGAGUUACGGACUGCCGGUCGUCAUUUUUGGUGUCUCUUCGCAGUUUGCUACGGGUCUGUGUGUCUAUUGGACAGCUUCAAACGCCGUGUCUCUCAUCUACGCAGCCGCCUUCAAAGUCGACGCGAUUCGUAAUAUUUUUGGAAUUCCGCCAGUCGUUCCAAUGCCAAAAACCGCCGUACAAAAGUCGGCAUUCUCACAGGUUCUCAAAUCGUAUAAAGACAACAAAUCGAUUCCACCGUCGAUCGCUGAUCUCCGACAACGCGACGCGACGUCGUUCAAGAAAGCGGGACGUGGCAAACCGAUCACAUAA
Caenorhabditis briggsae is the source of this 906-nucleotide messenger RNA. Gene Ontology annotation, biological process: mitochondrial respiratory chain complex IV assembly; protein insertion into mitochondrial inner membrane from matrix. The record is from RefSeq and is a predicted model, not a curated record. Gene Ontology annotation, molecular function: membrane insertase activity. Gene Ontology annotation, cellular component: mitochondrial inner membrane. Lineage: Eukaryota; Metazoa; Nematoda; Chromadorea; Rhabditida; Rhabditidae. Bases 1 to 906 code for a protein of 301 amino acids. The transcript has 5 exons.